This is a messenger RNA of Knipowitschia caucasica, 462 nucleotides long. NCBI's taxonomy places the organism in Eukaryota, Metazoa, Chordata, Actinopteri, Gobiiformes, Gobiidae. The record is from the annotation of a GenBank genome assembly.
AUGAGUCGAGAGGGAUGGAUGAAGAAGAAAUCUCAUGCAAGUGAUGACAAUGGCUGGGCUGCAAGGGGUGGCUAUAUGGCAGCCAAAGUUGCCAAGCUGGAUGAACAGUUCAAACUUGCUGCCCCCAGAGAAAAACAAAAAGAAGGCACAUCUUCGACUAUUUUUAGGGGCAUUGCAAUCUUUGUUAAUGGAUACACAGUUCCCAGUGCAGAUGAGUUGCGCAGGCUGAUGAUGCUGCACGGUGGUCAAUUCCAUGGUUACUACAGUCGCUCUAAAACAACUCACAUUAUUGCAAAUAAUUUGCCCAAUAGUAAGAUUCAGGAUCUGAAAGGGGAAAAGGUUAUUCGACCCGAGUGGAUCACCGACAGUGUCAAAGCUGGACGACUUCUUCCGCAUCUCCAGUACCAACUCUAUGCUAAAGGCAAAGUCUCUAGAUACUUCUCACAAAAACGUCGACCCUAA